Messenger RNA from Microbotryum saponariae, 1615 nucleotides. NCBI's taxonomy places the organism in Eukaryota, Fungi, Basidiomycota, Microbotryomycetes, Microbotryales, Microbotryaceae. The record is from the annotation of a GenBank genome assembly.
AUGGCCGAGACCAAGGUGGAAUCGACCGCAUUGAACUCGUCAGUCGGGACGACCUCUCACGGUGUAUGUACUAGCUCAUCAUCUCCUGACUCACCGCCACGUCGGACGGACGCCCACAGUGGCCGCUGACGCGGUGCAUCUCGUACGGUACUACAGAGGCAUGACAAUUUGGCGACAACCUUUGUUUCAUUCUGUCCGUACUCGACCUUGCGUUCGACCUGCCCCGACACGUCGGCGUGCCCUUUGCUCCAUUUUGAGCGCUCCGUUCGCCCCCACACCCAAGUUGGUUUGGGCGACUGCUCCUACCUCAACAUGUGCCACCGCAUGAACAGGUGUCGUUAUGUGCACUACACGAUCGAGGACCCGUUGCACCUGGUUCGGGCGCUACAGGGCAAAGAUGUUUGCCUUCGGUCAGCGCUGAACUCGACUAGGACGAGACCGAACCGGGAUGACGAACCGCCGUCGGGGCCAGUAGUGAGUUUGUGUUUGCCCUGGCUUUUUGUGAUCAACACUGAUCCGAUAAUGUGCGUCUCCCUUCAAGCCACCGGAGGAGCGUGUUUAUCCGGGCCAAUGGAUCAACGCCGACUUGCGCGUGCUCGACUUUUCGGUCUUGGGCAAAUUUGAUGUGCUCGUCGCCGACCCACCCUGGGCCAUCCACCAAGAGGUAAGGUACGGGACCCACAAAAACUGUGGAUUGAAAUGUAGCUCACAUCGACUUCCUUCCUCGGUCACUGCAGCUCCCCUACGGCACCUUGACGGACGACGAGAUGUUGCGCAUGCCCGUCGGCUCGCUCCAAGACCAAGGUGGCCUCUUGUUCCUGUGGGUCACGGGGAGGGCGAUGGAGUUGGGAAGGGAUUGCCUCGAUGCGUGGGGGUAUGAGAGGAUCGACGAGCUGGUUUGGGUCAAGACUAAUCAGUUGCAAGGGCUGAUUCGAACGGGUUAGUUCGGGUGGUUGUCGUCAGUGAAUUGUCAUUGAAUCGAGGUUUCUGACGAUCCAUUCUGGUUCGUAUCCAAUCGAGACAGGCAGGACUGGACACUGGUUGAACCACUCGAAAGAGGUGAGCUGCUCCUAUCUCGACUCAUGCUUGGCACCCCCUCACCUCGUCUGCUUCCAUUGGACCCACAGCACUGCCUCGUCGCUAUUCGUCGAUCCCCUACCUCUAGCUCAUCUUCCGGCUCGACCCCGAUCCCUCCCUAUUUCAAACAAGGACUUGACACCCAAGUGAUACUCUCCGAAGUAAGGGAGACGUCGCGCAAGCCCGACGAGCUUUACGACAUGAUCGAGAGGAUCGUGCCGCCUUUCCUCGAGGUUUCUCCGGACGAACACGGAGCUGGGACUGUCAGGCGGAGAUCGAGAAAGGCUGAACUGUUCGGCCGGAUCCAUAACGUUCGGGAAGGAUGGUCAGUUUCGCGCACCGGAUGUACGGCGGACUUGGGCGACUAGAAGGUUCUGAUCCACAACAUUCGCGCCCACGCAGGCUAACGAUUGGGAAUCAGCUCGGGACUUCCGACCAAUUAUACGAAAAGGAGUUGUGGGAGAGGUUGAACUUGGGGUACGAGCAUUCAUGUCGUCUUGGGACCGACAAAUGCCAUACGAAGCUCACACGCCUUUGA